AUGAAUGGUCGUAAAGUCAAAACUGCGCGCUCAAAAAAAUACAAAGUUAUGCUAUAUCGAGGGCAUAAACCGGUCUUAAUGCCGAUUGAUGAGAGCUUGGAAGAUAAGUGGAUGGUGAGAGAAGGAACAAAGCAGGAAGAUCAUGAUGAUGAUAAAAAUGAUAAAACAGAUGGAAAGGGGGACAAAUAUGAGGAUCAUGAUGACGAUGACUGCGGUGGGAGUCAAGACAAGGAAGUAGACGAUAAGAAUGUUGGGGAUGAAGAGAAAAACAACGAACAGGACACUGAGGAGGUCGAUAAGGAAGAGAGUGAGAAGGAGGGUGAGAAGGAGGGUGAGAAGGAGUGUGAAAAGGAGGGUGACAAGGAGGAUGAGGCACAAGGGGGUGAAGACGGGGAGGAGAAUGAAGAUGAGGAAGAAGAUGAGGAAGAAGACGAGGAAGAAGAUGAGGAAGAAGAUGAGGAAGAAGAUGAGGAAGAAGAUGAGGAAGAAGAUGAGGAUGAAGAUGAGGAAGAAGAUGAGGAUGAAGAGGAAAGUGACAGCGACGACGGUGACGAUGAUGGCGAAGAUCUUCGAGACUUUGUGGUUUAUGAUAUAGAGCCCGAUUCUGAGGAAGAUGCCGACUAUCGGGACAGUGGAUGCACAGAUACGGACGAAGAGGAGGAUGAUUAUCCCCAUGAAGAGGGUAUCUAUUCCGAGGAAGAGGGGGGCUAUAAUGUCGACGAAGAUAUAUACUAUAGCGAGGAUUUGGAGGAGAGCGAGGUAUAA
Messenger RNA from Amorphotheca resinae ATCC 22711, 765 nucleotides. RefSeq lists its product as hypothetical. The record is from RefSeq and is a predicted model, not a curated record. The transcript is spliced from 2 exons. Lineage: Eukaryota; Fungi; Ascomycota; Leotiomycetes; Helotiales; Amorphothecaceae. Bases 1 to 765 code for a protein of 254 amino acids.